UUUUUUAUUUAAACUCUCUCUUUCUUUUUCUCUUCCUUUCUUUCUUAUUAUAUCGACACUAUGAACUUAUUACUUUGUCCCUUGUUUUUAUUGAUAUUCACUUUUACUACUAUCUCCUUUUGGACAAAACAUAACAGUCACGCAAGUCUUUUUUUUUUAUCAUUUUGUAGUGAAGUUCUGAUUUUUUUUUUUAUACACAUAUUUUAGUUGGUUUACAGUCAAUUAACCCAAAGAAAUAACAUGAGUUGUCAUCAUCUUGAUGAAUUCCUGCAGUCUACAAGACAACAACUUGGUACAACAAAGAAAAAAGUGAUUAUUACAGGCAAUGAUUCUGCAGAUCUCGAUUCUAUUAUUUCCUCACUUCUUUUUGCUUAUCUAAGCACAAUCCUAUCCAACUCAACCAAAACAACAGUCUAUAUUCCUAUAGUCAAAGUCCCAAAGGCAGAUCUAGAGCUUCGUCCUGAAUUAAAAUUCGUCUUGGAUCAAGCUCAUGUCGACUAUACAAAACUCAUUUGUCUUGAUGAACUUCAUCGGAUAGACCCUAAAGAUACGCAAAUUAUCUUGGUCGAUCAUAACCAUUUAACAGCUCCAUUCGAUCAACCUCCCUGGAAUGCAUGUCAAGUGAUGGGCGUACUAGAUCAUCAUGUUGAUGAAAAGUAUUAUCUUGAUGCUCCAUUGCGCAAUAUUCAAAUGGUAGGUUCUUGCGUGACGUUAGUACUUGAGCACUUUAUAAAGCAACGGAUAGAUGAUGAUAAUACAUGGUUAAAUGAACACAUGGCUCGCUUAGCUUUAGCUCCUCUCUUAGUAGAUACGGUUAAUUUAAAAUGGGAGCUUGGACGAACAACUGAAUUGGAUCUUUCCAUCUUUCAUAUUCUUCAAAGAUAUCAACACAAGGAAGAAGGGACAAUGACAUCAAGUACAGAUGACUAUUUCAAGGCCAUUGAAAAAGUAAAAUCUCAAGUCGAUAGCAUGUCUAAUCCUGAUAUCUUACGUCGUGACUAUAAAGAGUUUAAAGUAGGUCCCUAUCGCAUCGGUACAAGUGCUGUUACUUGGCAUUUUCGUGCUUGGGCUGAAAGAGAAACAUCUGGAUAUCAAACCAUCUCAGAAGCUGCUUGGGAAUUCGCUCUUCAACGUCAACUAGACAUGGAAGUCAUCUUUACUGCAUUUGAUCAUGAUAGAGAUCACAUUAAAACAAUGAAGGGUGAUUAUCGACGUGAAUUAGCUAUCUUUGUAAGGACACCUGCUUUAAUGGCUGUAAAACGAGAAUUAGAAAACAAUACUGAUAUUCAACUUGUAAAGAAUGGUGAAUUCAAAGAAAAUGAUAACAUGAAGGCUUCAUUUUAUGAUCAAGGCAAUGUGAAAAUGUCAAGGAAACAAGUUUGGCCUCUUUUGAAACAAUUCAUAGAAAAAUCCUUAAAUUGCAUAAAAGAAUAAAACAUGAUUUAUGGAUUGUGUAAAAUAGAAACGUAGAAUAACGUGAAUGUCUAAACUCAGCCAAUCAGAUAUUACCCUUUUGUAAACGUGAUUUAAGGAGAGGCUUAAUUUUACAUAUCACUUUGUCAAAAAAAAA
Messenger RNA from Cokeromyces recurvatus, 1570 nucleotides. RefSeq lists its product as uncharacterized. NCBI's taxonomy places the organism in Eukaryota, Fungi, Mucoromycota, Mucoromycetes, Mucorales, Mucoraceae. Gene Ontology annotation, molecular function: exopolyphosphatase activity. Gene Ontology annotation, cellular component: cytoplasm. The transcript is spliced from 2 exons. The coding region runs from base 241 to 1434 and encodes 397 amino acids. The record is from RefSeq and is a predicted model, not a curated record.